AUGGGCUCCUUGAGGGUAUAUUUUUGCGACAUUUGCAUUCUCAUGUUGGUCGGGAUUAAUUAUUUUCUACUAGCUGAAGUUGUACCAGUUAGUAUCGCCCCAUUCGAAGACCGGAAAGGCAACUGCUCUUGCGGAGGAUUUCCGACUGUGACGCCAGAUCCUGGAAGUCUGCCCCUACUUUCUCAAACACCAAGUCUGGUCGUCAAAUGUGAUCAAGAAGGAGACAAUACAUGCAAGAUACUCUGCAAUGCAUUAGCAACAGCUACGAAAGCAAAAGGCCCUGAAAUUCUCUGCAGCAGGCUUAAAGAUGUCAACGAACUUAAGCUUUCAGCUUUUUACAAAACGUGCGACAAACCAUGGAGUUACGCAAAUAUGACUGCCGAAGCCCCACUUUGCUGCGAAAAUUCCCAAGUGAAAGUUUGUUCAUCGGUGGUAACACUAAAAUCAACAGUGCAACCGGAAGCGAAGACUACCAUAUGAUUAAUUAACAGAGUUAUUUUUACGAAUAAAUGAAAGUCUAUAAAAAUUAUAAAUAAAACGAACUGUAUUUGC
Molecule: messenger RNA, 552 nt
Organism: Bombyx mandarina (wild silkworm)
Lineage: Eukaryota; Metazoa; Arthropoda; Insecta; Lepidoptera; Bombycidae
Source: RefSeq, a predicted model, not a curated record